AUGCUCGCGGUAGACGAGAAUGCUACAAUCUCUGAUGUAGAGAGAGAUCAUAUGGAAGUCAUUGAAAAGCUUGUCCCAGAUUUAGCAUCUCUGCGGGCGACGCUCUGCCCUUCUUACAUGGAUGAAGAUGCAUUCUGGAAGAUAUACUUCAAACUACUUGAGUCAAGCCUAAGUGAACAUACUUCAGAGGAAGACACCCAGAAUGUGCAAGUUUCUGUGCAUCGCGUAAAUGAGAUAGAGUCUCCACCUCAUGUCUGUGAGAUAGAAAGCGAGAAAGGCACUCAAGAGGGUUACCAAUCUUCAGGGAACCAUGCUUUGACCAAAACACGAUCCGAGCAAAGCAUGGACCAGUGGGUGUUUGCAAAGUCAAAGUCGGAGCAGAGCAUGGAUCAGUGGUCCGAAAUACCUUCAGACGUAGAAUCCUUUAGAGAAGGUCAUAAAAGGUACUUCAGCAGCGAGGCCGAGGAGAUGAGCGACGUCGACAACUCCAAUGUGCUCGUCAUGGACAAAUACAUGGACUCGCUGCUGCCGGACCGGAGAAGCCUCCCGUACGCCAGCUCCUCCGUGAGAAGCGAUUCGGUAAGAAGGAAGCCCGCCGCCUCCUCCCCCGACUACAGCCGCCGCCCUCCGCAGCCCACCGCGCCCGUGUCGCUGUCGAAGAAGGAAUCAUGGGAUCUCAUUCAGGAUUCGGAGUUUGAGAUACUCGACAGCUAG
This is a messenger RNA of Triticum turgidum subsp. durum (durum wheat), 714 nucleotides long. The record is from the annotation of a GenBank genome assembly. Lineage: Eukaryota; Viridiplantae; Streptophyta; Magnoliopsida; Poales; Poaceae.